CCAUUUUAUGGUGAUUAGGAGUUUCAUAAUAGCUCGACUUUUUUUAAUAGGAUCUCUUCAUCGUGUUUUUCCCUGCAACCGAUCGUUCUUUUGGUAUCUCUGUUUGUGAUUCUAAGCUCUGUUUCAUGGCAGUCUGGUUCACAAGGUCGGGAAAUGUCGCUCGACAUCUCAAAAGAAACAUGGGUUUCUUGGGAAAACUCAACCACAGCUUUUUGGGUUUCCACCAACGUAAUUCCUCACUCGUAUCACCAAUUGACGAAAGCUAUAGAAACGCGGUUGUAGUUCUGAAUAAUGCCAUGGCCCUUUUCUCUGUUCGCUGUUCUGAAUCUACUCUAGCGGAAGCACAACGUGAUUCACGGUACGACGAACACGAAAAUCAGAUCUUGGAUUUUCCUGGAGGGCAGGUAACAUUUACCUCAGAAAUGAGAUUCAUAUCUGAGUCCCCUGAGAAGCGGACAAAAUGCUAUCAGGUCCUUGAUGACAAUGGGAGACCAAUUCUAGGCACCAGUUUCCAACCGCUAAGCAAGGAAUUUGCUGUAAGAAUGUACAGCAACAUGGUCACUCUUCAAACUAUGGACACUAUUUUCUAUGAAGCUCAGAGACAAGGAAGAAUUUCCUUCUACGUUACCUCAAACGGGGAAGAGGCCAUCAACAUUGCAUCAGCUGCUGCCCUCACAUUUGAUGACGUUGUGUUGCCUCAGUAUAGAGAGCCAGGAGUUCUCCUUUGGCGUGGUUUCACCCUGCAAGAAUUCGCAAAUCAAUGCUUUGGGAACAAAGGUGAUAAUGGGAAAGGUCGUCAGAUGCCAAUACACUAUGGGUCCAAAAAGCUCAAUUACUUCACCGUAUCAUCAACAAUUGCUACACAGCUUCCUCAAGCUGUGGGUGCAGCUUAUUCUCUGAAAAUGGAUAGUAAAGAUGCAUGUGUCAUCACUUACUUUGGGGAUGGUGGCACAAGUGAAGGAGAUUUCCAUGCUGCUUUAAAUUUUGCAGCAGUCAUGGGGGCCCCAGUUAUUUUCAUCUGUCGCAACAAUGGAUGGGCCAUUAGUACCCCCACAUCGGAACAGUUUCGAAGUGAUGGUAUUGUAGUUAGAGGUCAGGCUUAUGGAGUACGUAGUAUUCGUGUAGAUGGGAAUGAUGCUCUUGCUGUCUAUACUGCAGUUCAAACAGCCCGUGAAAUGGCCAUUAGUGAGCACAGACCCAUAUUAAUUGAGGCACUUACAUAUCGAGUUGGACACCACUCUACUUCAGAUGAUUCCACCAAAUAUCGCCCGGUUGAUGAAAUUGAACACUGGAGAAUGGCAAGAGACCCUGUAACCAGAUUCAGAAAGUGGGUUGAAUGGAAUGGCUGGUGGAGUGACGAAGAUGAGUCAGAGCUUAGAAGCAGUGCAAGGAAGCAGAUAUUGCAUGCAAUUCAGGUAGCAGAAAAGGUGGAGAAACCUCCACUUUCUGAUUUAUUCACAGAUGUCUAUGAUCAUCUCCCAUCUAAUCUGCUUGAGCAAGAAAGAUUACUUAGAGAAACCAUCAAGAGACAUCCACAGGAUUACCCCCCUGAGGUGCCUAUGUAGAUCAACCUAAUAAAGCAAGGAUGUGGAGCUGUAUGUUUCUGGAUAACCUUGGAAUCUUCCACCUUGCAUCUAUUUAACUAUCAUUACACCUUUGUAAUUCAAAGCAUCUGGUGCCUACCCAUAUCUGAUCUUGGAGAUCACAUCUGAUGUAGAACAGAAUCAAAGAACAAUGGUUUAGAUGUUAAGACAGUUAAUAAGCAAUAAAAAUAGUUUUUUUUUUCUAUU
This is a messenger RNA of Nelumbo nucifera (sacred lotus), 1790 nucleotides long. RefSeq names its product 2-oxoisovalerate dehydrogenase subunit alpha 2, mitochondrial-like. Lineage: Eukaryota; Viridiplantae; Streptophyta; Magnoliopsida; Proteales; Nelumbonaceae. Gene Ontology annotation, cellular component: oxoglutarate dehydrogenase complex. The record is from RefSeq and is a predicted model, not a curated record. Gene Ontology annotation, biological process: branched-chain amino acid catabolic process. Gene Ontology annotation, molecular function: oxidoreductase activity, acting on the aldehyde or oxo group of donors, disulfide as acceptor.